Messenger RNA from Dreissena polymorpha, 2798 nucleotides. RefSeq lists its product as uncharacterized. The record is from RefSeq and is a predicted model, not a curated record. The coding region runs from base 69 to 485 and encodes 138 amino acids. The transcript is spliced from 4 exons. NCBI's taxonomy places the organism in Eukaryota, Metazoa, Mollusca, Bivalvia, Myida, Dreissenidae.
AUAUACGCCAUGUCCAAUAUUGCUAUAAAAGCACAUAUGCCCUGUACCUGUAUUAUUUUAAACUAAAGAUGUACGCCGCUUCAUCUCUCGUCUUGGCGCUAGUGACUUGUGGAUCUUUUUUCUCAAAUUUGGAAGCACAAAACACCACUCAAAUUUAUAGUACAACUAGACCACAUCCGUCUACUAUGAAAAACGACGGAGGACCUUCAUCCGAGGCUUCAAUUUACCUUAACGGAACGGCGCCUCCUUGUGGCUCUUGCGAUGCCUGUCCCGCUGGUUAUAGUGCUUAUCAUACGUAUGAUUGUCGCUGCCUUUGUGAAAACGCGGGAAUGGGAUCGAUGCAAAACAGUUCCGGUAUUCCGCGUGGACUGCUGGCCAGGAUCCUUCGAAACAUGAAGAACAAUGCUGACGCACUGGAGCAUAUGGCAACCGGCCUUAGUGAUGAGGCUGACAUAGCGGAGGAGGUCGCUAACAAUCGAUUCUAGCCAGUGGUUACUUGACAAUAUAAUAUGCCGGAAUAUUGACUGAUCGGAAAUGAUUCAUGAACAAUAUAUUUAGCUAUUCAAAGCAUGGUAUGUCGGAAAUAUUUGCUUAGAUUAUAAACACAAAUUGUCGGAUUUUUUUCACCUGGUUAUGUUUACGAUCGUUAAAACGAUCCUUUUUAAUAUUCCGAUUUCUAUUUGGAAUUCUAGGCAAAACGCUUCCUCAUAGUGUUAUUGGAUACCCUGAUGGAUAUCAUGCUUUGAAUUCGAAUAUUUUAAAGACCUCUCAUGUACAAUUAAACACACAUCGUCUCAAAAACAUCAAUUAUAAUUAUGGCAGACAUAUCCAUCACAUUUUUAACUCUGAACCUUCAAAAUGACUAAACACUUUGUAAAUAUAUUCUUAUUGAUUAUGGAAUUACAAAAAUUCAUGUUACACUUAACUAUAUUUUCAACAUGCAUAAACCUUGCAUGGUUAAUACAUAAAUAAUUGAGAAUGCCUAUAUCUGUCGCGUGUUUUUUAUAUAAGGUAACUCAAUUAGAUGCAAAAAAUAGGUGAUACAUGUAUACUGAUUGCAUUCCAAAAAUAUGACAUGAAGCGUAAGAAAAAAAAAACUUAUUUGUUUCCACUAACCCAAUCGGCCGUAAAUUUUGCGCCGACUUGAAACAAUCGACGGUUGGAUAUACCAAGACAUAAUUUAUUGGGUCCGACUUUUCACAUUGCAUAUAUGCAAAUUUAUCUGUCGGCGUUAUCACGGAUCUGUUAUGAAUAAUGGUAUAAAAUAGUGAAAUUAAUAUGUGUUUUUCAAAAAGAAAGAGUUAAGAGCUACACUUUUUCUUUCGUUGCAUCCAUCAGUUUAUUCCGUUGAGGCCGUAUUGAUUAUUUCAACUACGACGACGAAGUGUGAUUCGAUUCUCUUCAAUAUAUUACUUGAUUGUUGAUCGUUGAUGUUAAUUACCGCGAGUAUUUCAAGGAAUCAGCAAUUUUUCAGGAUGUUUUCAUACUUAUCAAUGCUUUUUUGCUCCCAGGUAGGGUGGCAUUUAGCAUUUGAACUGUCUGUCAGUCCGUCCGUCCGAAAACUUUAACAUAACUUUUGCAAUUUUGAAUAUAGCAACUUGAUAUUUUGCAUGUAUGUGUUUCUCACGGAGCUGCACAUUUUGAUUGGUGAAAGGUCAAGGUCAAAGUAAUCCUUCAAGGUCAAAGAUCAAAAACACAAAUCCAAGGGAAGUAACAAGCUUUAAAGGGAGAUAAUUUAUAUUUAUUAUUUGACAGGUAUGGAUCAUUUUUACAAAGAAAAGUAAUAUUUUUUAAAGGGAUAUAAUCAAAAACAAAAAUAAAUAAAUCAAACCGGCGCAGUAGGGGAACAUUGUGUUUCUGACAAACACACCUCUUGUUAUUUCUAUUUCAACAACAUGAUCUUUUACCUAAUGUUCGAUUUCCAUGCCAAGUAUUGGUUUACGCUAUCUUAAACCAAUACAUUAAUAUAAACGAGGUAAUUUAUUUACAAUUAAUUUAACAGCUUUGCAUGGAACCAAAUAUUAUUGAAAUUAAUUUCAUCUACAACAAGUGUACUCUCUAUUUGAUGCACAAACAAAAUUGUCAUGUGACGUAUGAAAGAAUCUGAAUGGACCAAUAUCCCAACGAUUUUCAUAUCAUGUUUUUCCUAAUGAGUUUUCUGCUGUACCACGGAAAAUUUGCCAUUUGAUAAAAGAAGUAUUUUGUUUAUUCUCGUGUUAUACUUCUUCUAACCGUUUAGUAAAGUUUUAUAUUCACCAACGUUUAAUAUGUUUUUAACAAAAAGUAAUUAGAUCGUGUAUGCUAUCUGCCAAAAACGUGCCAUUGCGCGAUAACAAACACUAGAUGGGGUAUACAUAGAUAGGUUCAUUUGUUACAUGUCAUGUAUUAAAUAAAUAAAACACAUGUGCGUCGAUCACAAAUAACUUUUAUUUGAUAUUCAUGAACAAUACAAACGUUUUUUUAACUUUCUCAUUUAAACUUCUUCAUAUACACGUUUAAUGACAUGAAUUCGCGUUAUUUCAAUAAUAAAUUCCUCAUUCAAAACACAAAAAUUCAACUCAUCUGAAAUGCAAAAUUGAUUGAUGUUUCUGCACGAUCUUGUAUUUAUGUACUAUAAAGAAAUUCCGCGAAGGACCAUGUGCUUUAGGCGAUUUGUUAAAUGGUUCAGUCUAUUUUAUAAAGAAAUGAUUAUUUCUUUAAACACUCAUUUUUCUCACAGGGUUUAUUAAGUUGUUCUCGUUGUCUUGUUGUAUGUAUGAUUUUUAACAGGGCAAUCAAAUAACAAACAUAAUAGUUUA